Molecule: messenger RNA, 540 nt
Organism: Striga hermonthica
Lineage: Eukaryota; Viridiplantae; Streptophyta; Magnoliopsida; Lamiales; Orobanchaceae
Source: the annotation of a GenBank genome assembly
AUGCUUACGAAGGCCAACUUUUUAUGGGUCGUGAGGUUUCCUCCCGGAGAAGAUAAAACCGUCGGCAUAGAAGAAAAGUUGCCGGUAGGGUUUCUACAAGAAACUAAAGGUAGAGGAAUGAUCGUUCAUCGGUGGGCCCCACAGGUCAAGAUAUUAAGCCACCCGAGCGUGGGGGCUUUCGUGAGUCACUGUGGGGCGAGCGGAGCAAUGGAGAGCAUGUACUUUGGUGUCCCGGUUAUAGCGAUGCCGAUGAAAUUCGAGCAACCGUUAAACACCCGGCUCUUGGUGGAGGUAGGUGUUGCGGUCGAGGUUGAGAAGGCUGAAAAUAGAAGUUAUUAUUACUCGGGAGAAGAGCUUGCGAUGGCGAUAAAUAAAGUAAUCUUGGUGGAGAAGGAAUUUGGAGGGGCUAUGAGGGAUAGAGCUAAAGAGUUGAGCGUGAAAAUAAAAGGAAGAGCGCCAUCGGAGAUGAAUGAAGUAGAGCAAGAACUAGUCAAAAUUUGUCUCAUGAACAAAAAAAACAAGUGUGAUGUAAUUUUGUGA